Messenger RNA from Lycium ferocissimum, 1450 nucleotides. RefSeq lists its product as uncharacterized. Bases 5 to 1450 code for a protein of 481 amino acids. The record is from RefSeq and is a predicted model, not a curated record. The transcript is spliced from 4 exons. Lineage: Eukaryota; Viridiplantae; Streptophyta; Magnoliopsida; Solanales; Solanaceae.
GAAGAUGCCGGAUGGGCAUGCAUCAAAUUUUAGAACACGUGUUGAUCUAGACCAAGGGAGGAUACAGGGGAUGAAAAGUCAUGACUGUCAUGUUUUCAUGGAAACCUUACUCCCAAUUGCAUUUAGUGGCUUGCCUGAACGAAUCUGGAAACCUAUGACAGAAAUUAGUUUGUUCUUCAAAGACUUGUGUUCUAGUACGUUGAGGGAAGAUAACCUUUCUCGGAUGGAUUAUAAUAUUACUGUUAUCACAAACAAGUUGGAGAAGAUUCUUCCUCCGGGGUUCUUUGAUGUGAUGGAACAUGUUGUCGUUCACCUUGUAUACGAAGCCCGACUCGGAGGCCCAGUACAAUAUAGGUGGAUGUAUCCUUUCGAGAGGUGUAUUGGUAAGUUAAAAAGGGCUAUCAAACAGAAAUCGAAAGUGGAAGGAUCAAUGUGCGAAGUUUACCUUGCCAAGGAAACAUCUCAUUUCUGUUCUUACUACUUUGGGAACGAUGUGGCUUGUUUGAGAAACAGGCCUAAUCGACACUAUGACGGGGGUGUGAAUAAUUCUUUGCCGGAGCCGAUAUCGAUCUUUAAUCGACCAGGUGAUGGGUCAAAACGGCGUGUGAGACCAUUGAAUCAAAUGGAGGAUAAAUCGGCAUCCACACAUAUCUUGUUAAAUUGCCCAGAAGUUCAACCUUAUUAUGAUCUCUUUGUGGAGAUACAUGGCCAGGAAAAAGUGUACGACCAAUUUGCAACGUGGUUUAAAAAUUACGUUCACAAUACACCUUGUGGUUUUUAUGAACAAUUUUUGAAGGACUUAUCUUGGGGACCCAUUGGUACCGAUUGUAUGGACAAAUAUGUGGUUAAUGGUUUCAAAUUUAAUACCCAAGAAUGUGCUAACCAUAUGAAAACUAAUAACAGUGGUGUGUGGGUUAAAGGUGCUGAUGGUGUUGAUUUUUUUGGUGUAAUCGAAGAGAUUUUAGAAUUAGAGUAUUCUGGUUGGCCAAGAAAAAAAAUUGUUUUGUUUCGGUGCAACUGGUUUGAUCCAACCCCAAAAAGAGGUACGAGGGUACUUCAAGAUUCUAAUAUCAUUGAAGUAAAUCACACACGGAGGUAUGCAGCUUAUGAUCCUUUCAUCAUUGCACACACCGUUAAGCAGGUGUACUAUGUCCCUUAUCCAUUGCGACCAGAUAAGUCAGAUUGGUGGGUGGUUAUUAAAACCAAGCCUGUUGGUCGUGUGGAAGUUGAGAAUGACCUGCCUGCUGCCUUUCAGAAUGACGACACAACACACAUUAACCAAAUAGUCGACCCUGAGUUAGAAACUGAACUGGAGCAUGCAGAACAUAUGUUACAAGAAAUCGAUAUAGAAGAAGUUAAUGAAGUUUUAGAAGAAAAUGCUGAAAUUGGUGAAAGUGAAACAACCGACGAGGGAGAAUCUUCAGACGACGAAGAAAGUGAUGAAAAUUAG